Messenger RNA from Ctenocephalides felis (cat flea), 243 nucleotides. RefSeq lists its product as uncharacterized. NCBI's taxonomy places the organism in Eukaryota, Metazoa, Arthropoda, Insecta, Siphonaptera, Pulicidae. The transcript is spliced from 2 exons. The coding region runs from base 64 to 243 and encodes 59 amino acids. The record is from RefSeq and is a predicted model, not a curated record.
CCAAACUCCAUUUGCAAGAAAAAUGUUUGUUCUGCUAAAUAUACAAAACAUUUGCAGGCUUGCAUGGGAAUUGAAGGCCCUCGAAAGAGUAGUAGAAUAUCUCAGAGAAAAGGGCCCAAUUUGAAUUCUAGUUAUUCUGGUAAUGGGGCUUCAUAUGAUGAUGAUGAAUAUGAGUCAGAAAAGGAAGCUCGAAAGAAGUCUAGUGCUAGAAAUAGAGGAAAUAAGAAGUCAUCUAAAAAGUAA